Naegleria gruberi is the source of this 1050-nucleotide messenger RNA. RefSeq lists its product as uncharacterized. The coding region runs from base 1 to 1050 and encodes 349 amino acids. The transcript has a single exon. Lineage: Eukaryota; Heterolobosea; Eutetramitea; Acrasida; Naegleriidae. The record is from RefSeq and is a predicted model, not a curated record.
AUGUCAUCUAAAACUACGGUAGAAGAUUUGUCAAAGUUACUUAAAAAGUUUAAUGAAGAUGUUUUAAAAACCAUGGUGGAGGCAACCAAAAUGGAUUAUAAAAAUAAUGUUAAUGAAAUGAGUGACGACCUGAUCGAUUGGGCAUACGAGCAAGGUAUCAGAAAAUUUGUAGAAAAGCUUGAUGCUAAAACAUUAAAAUCAUCGAUGAAGGAAGCUAGUGUUGAACUUGCUGAUGAUGUAACAGCAUUAUCAACUCUUGGAGAAAAAUUCCUUGAUAGUGUUGAACUGGAUCCUAAUGGCCCAGAAGGUUUUUUGAGCAAGAUGAAAAUGUCCACACUUAAAAAGUUUGCUCAAAUACUUAAUUUUGAGACAGAUGCAUCCGAUGAAAAACAAUUUGCCGAAGAUAUUGCUGAUCAGUUUUUAUUGGAUGGAACAAUUAUAAUUAUUGGUCAUUUAUCAGAGGAACAAUUGAAACAAACCUGUGAAAAUCUCAAACUUAAAACCAAGGCUAAAUUUACCAAGGCAAACUAUACAGACUUGAUUCUAGGUCAAGUAUUCAGUGGUAUUCUCCCUGAUGAAGAUGAAGAGGAGGAACCAAAGAAGAACAAUAAGAAGGAAAAGAAACCAAAAGAAAAGAAGGAAAAGAAGGAAAAGAAGGAGAAGAAGAAAAAGACAGUUGAUGGUAGAAAGGAUUCAAAGGCUAGACGUGAAGAACAUAAUGAACAAAUUAAAGCCAACAGAUCAGAGUUGAAAGAUUGCAAGGACUAUGAAGAAAUAUUCCAAAAUUAUUGGACUGAGGAACUUAAAGAAUUCUGUAAAACAAAUGGUGUCAACUCAACAGGUACUAAGAAGGAACUCAUCAAGAGAAUCUUGGAUUUCAAUGAAGAUCCACAAAACAAAGGAUACCCAACCAAGAAGAGAAAACGUAAGGCUGCUUCUUCAGCUAAAAAUAAGAAAAAGAAGCAAACCAAAAAGUCGGGCGAAUCCGAAACUGAAACAGCUGCUAACGGAAAGGAGGAAUCAGAAUCAGCAGAAACUAAGGAAGAAUAA